Messenger RNA from Ctenocephalides felis (cat flea), 1362 nucleotides. RefSeq names its product alanyl-tRNA editing protein Aarsd1-B. NCBI's taxonomy places the organism in Eukaryota, Metazoa, Arthropoda, Insecta, Siphonaptera, Pulicidae. Gene Ontology annotation, biological process: alanyl-tRNA aminoacylation; regulation of translational fidelity. The coding region runs from base 104 to 1336 and encodes 410 amino acids. The transcript is spliced from 6 exons. Gene Ontology annotation, molecular function: nucleic acid binding; ATP binding; alanine-tRNA ligase activity. The record is from RefSeq and is a predicted model, not a curated record.
UGGAUAUCGAGAUAAUCUUUCACAUCUAAAAAUAUAUUGUGAAAUACUAUAUUAUAUACAUUGACAAAAUUGAAAAAUCUAAUAACUAAAUUAAAUCUUAAAAAUGGUGUUCAAGUGUCAAGAAGAUAGUUUCUUGCAAGAAUUCACAUCCAAAGUAUUAUCGUGUGAAAAGUCUGUUGCUACUCUAGUAAUCGAUGGCAAUAAACAGAAAAUUGAAGGUUACGAUGUUAUCAUGGAAGAUACAAUCCUGUUUCCCGAAGGAGGUGGACAGCCUUAUGACACUGGUUUCAUAAAUGAUGUAGAAGUAUUACAAGUUGUGAGAAAGGGAAGCAAAGCAAUACAUUUUGUUAAAACACCUGUAGAAGUCAACUCCAAUGCACUCCAGAAAGUUAAUUGGGAGCGAAGACUUGAUCAUAUGCAACAGCAUUCAGGACAACAUUUACUAUCAGCUGUCUUAGAAACCAAAUUUGGGUAUAGUACUCUAGCUUGGUGGCUCGGGGAGAAUGUUGCAUAUAUUGAGUUAGAUACAAAACAAGUGACUGAAGAUCAAAAAAAUGAAGUGGAAGCAAUUUUAAAUAAAUAUAUACGUGAAAAUUUAGCAGUAAAAGUUUUAGUUUAUGAGAAAGAUGAUCCUAGAAUAAAUGAUGCUACAAGAAAUGGGAAAACAUUGCCAGCAGAUCAUGAAGGAGCAGUCCGUUUGAUUGAAAUUGCUGGUGUUGAUCUAAAUCCUUGUUGUGGAACACACGUUUCUGCAUUAGGACAAUUGCAAGCUAUAAAAUUAUUAGGAGCUGAGAAAGGCAAACAAGGCCGCGUAAAUUUAAAUUUCUUAGUUGGAGGAAGAGUUUUAAAAUACUUACAAAACUGUUUAGAAAGAGAAAAUUCAAUGACUGAGAUUUUAAAAGGUGGACCAAGAAGUCAUCCAGAUCUUGCUCAGAAAUUGCUGACAUCACAAAAAACUGCUUCUAAAAAUUUAAAUGCAUGUUUGAAGUACAUAGCCAAAUUAGAAGCUGAGAAAUUACUUGCUGCAACACCAAGGCCUAAAUAUUAUUCUUUGCAUAAUUCUGAAGCUGCCGAUUUUCCUGAUUUCAUGAACUGUUUUAUUAAAGAAGUGAAUUCAACAGAUAUUUUAUUACUUUUAACAGUCGGUUGUGAUAAAGGUGCAGGCAAUAUGGUUCUUUUCGGUCCAGAAGAGUUAGUAAUGGAACUUGGGCCUAAGAUAUGUGAACUUUUAAAUGGGAAAGGAGCUGGUAAAGGUAACAAAUAUCAGGCGAAAGUUAAUAAUUUGAAAAAUAGACAGACAUGUUUAAAUCUAAUUGCAUCUAAAUUUGAAGUAUAGAUUCAGAAUAUUAUUUGUAUUUUGUU